Messenger RNA from Sceloporus undulatus (fence lizard), 885 nucleotides. RefSeq names its product dynein light chain LC8-type 2 (gene DYNLL2). Gene Ontology annotation, molecular function: dynein intermediate chain binding; dynein light intermediate chain binding. Gene Ontology annotation, biological process: cilium assembly; microtubule-based process. The coding region runs from base 219 to 488 and encodes 89 amino acids. NCBI's taxonomy places the organism in Eukaryota, Metazoa, Chordata, Lepidosauria, Squamata, Phrynosomatidae. Gene Ontology annotation, cellular component: cytoplasmic dynein complex. The record is from RefSeq and is a predicted model, not a curated record. The transcript has 3 exons.
UUCUGCUGGAGGGAGAGAGAAGGAGGGAAGCCACAAGGAGCAGCAGCAGCAGCAGCAGCAGCAGGAAGAAGAAGAAGAAGGGAGCCUCUGCUUGCCUUGCAGCCAGGGAGCCCGCCUGGGAAAGGCGGAGGAAGAAGAGGAGAAGGACUCCCAUCUGCUCCCCCUUGCCUUGCCCAAAAGAGACUGGGGGCUUCUGCCUGGCACUGUGAAGGUCCACCAUGUCUGACAGGAAGGCUGUGAUCAAAAAUGCGGACAUGUCUGAAGAUAUGCAGCAGGAUGCUGUCGACUGUGCCACGCAGGCCAUGGAAAAGUACAACAUAGAGAAGGACAUUGCAGCAUAUAUCAAAAAGGAAUUUGACAAGAAAUACAACCCCACUUGGCACUGCAUCGUGGGCAGGAAUUUUGGCAGCUACGUAACGCACGAGACAAAGCAUUUCAUCUAUUUCUACUUGGGCCAGGUUGCAAUUCUCCUCUUCAAGUCAGGCUAGGAGGCAGGCAAUGGUGGGGGGACACGGCAGAUGAGGAACGGACUGUAGUGCACUGAAGGUGGGGGCCUGGGCUCCCAUUGCCAUGGCUGUGCCGCUGCAUGGACUGUAUACUAUAUUAAAUGUGUAUAUGUUGCAGUACAAAAAAAAAAACCACCUAAAAUUCUGUUCAUAAUUUUUUUGUUGUUGCCUGGGAGAAGAAAGGCAGCGAAUUCUUCUAUCCCUCUUCCCUUUUUUUUUAUUUGUAUUGGGUACUUGCUCUAUUAUUAUUUUUUUGUUAAUUUCUGGGUUUAUUUUUUGCACUAGGAGAACUGUAAAACGCUUCAUUCAUGGCCUUUAAGUGGGAAGAAGAAAUAAUCACGGUAAUAAAUGAAUAAAUAAAAGAGAACCUUUAAUGCCA